Molecule: messenger RNA, 714 nt
Organism: Knipowitschia caucasica
Lineage: Eukaryota; Metazoa; Chordata; Actinopteri; Gobiiformes; Gobiidae
Source: the annotation of a GenBank genome assembly
AUGUUCCGCCUUAUGAGCUGUUGCAGAAAGUACACGGAGGGCUUGUUGGCUUUGGGGGGUUGGGGGGAGCAGAGGCAGGCAGGCAUGGAAGUAGUCCCAGCAGGAGUCCAGUCCCUGUGCUCCUCAGAGUCCCAGCAGGAGUCCAGUCCCUGUGCUCCUCAGAGUCCCAGCAGGAGUCCAGUCCCUGUGCUCCUCAGAGUCCCAGCAGGAGUCCAGUCCCUGUGCUCCUCAGAGUCCCAGCAGGAGUCCAGUCCCUGUGCUCCUCAGAGUCCCAUCAGGAGGCCAGUCCCUGUGCUCCUCAGAGUCCCAGCAGGAGUCCAGUCCCUGUGCUCCUCAGAGUCCCAGCAGGAGUCCAGUCCCUGUGCUCCUCAGAGUCCCAGCAGGAGUCCAGUCCCUGUGCUCCUCAGAGUCCCAGCAGGAGUCCAGUCCCUGUGCUCCUCAGAGUCCCAUCAGGAGUCCAGUCCCUGUGCUCCUCAGAGUCCCAGCAGGAGUCCAGUCCCUGUGCUCCUCAGAGUCCCAGCAGGAGUCCAGUCCCUGUGCUCCUCAGAGUCCCAGCAGGAGGCCAGUCCCUGUGCUCCUCAGAGUCCCAGCAGGAGGCCAGUCCCUGUGCUCCUCAGAGUCCCAGCAGGAGGCCAGUCCCUGUGCUCCUCAGAGUCCCAGCAGGAGGCCAGUCCCUGUGCUCCUCAGAGUCCGGGCUGGUUCUUAUGGGACUAA